CACCAGUUGGCUUGCAUACACAAACUUCUGCAUAGUAAUGUAACUCAACGUUCCAACCUCUACGGUGCACGCCUCAGAAAUGGCACCCCUCAACUUGGGGCAGCUUUUGGGCUCCAGGGGCCUGGUAGCUCUUGUGCUAGGCCCCAUAGCUUGCUCUGCGCUAUCUUUAGGCGGGCUGGCUCCCGAGGGCAGCAGCGCUGAGCUGCAGCGUGUCGCUCUAGCGGUGCUUGUGCUGGGCUGUGUGCUCGGCACGCUCUCGUUUGUCUUGGUCUUCCUGUCGGUCUUGGAGUAUGCUGGUCGGCUGUUUUUAGCUCGUUGCUUCAACUACACGAUUGCGCACAUUGUUAUGGCGGUGCUGUGGCUGGGCGAGAUCGGGCUGUCUGCCUACCUGCUGGCCAGCAGCUCGCCGCGGCUGCUGCCCGCCGUCGCUUUCGUGGCGGGCGGCGCCGUGCUGGCGGCGGCGCACGCGGGCUUCAUCCUGGUGGCCACCUGCUGGUGCUGUUGCGGUGGCGCCUUCGUGGGCUCACCGGCCGACCUCAACCCCAAGAGCGCGCUGCUGACGCCGCAGCAAGGCGGCAACGGCCACCAUCACAGGGGCACGGGCGGCGCGGCGGGUGGCGGUGCGGGCGCGGGCGGUGCGCACCCGCUGGCGCAUGGCGACGGCGGCAGCAGCAGCGGUCCGUUCCGCGCCACGUAUGGGCUGCUUCCGGGCAGCAACGCCUACGCCUACCAGAUCUUUAUUCCUGGGAGCGAGGAGGAUCAGGCUGCGUUCGGCGCCUAUGCCUCGCUGCCCACGCCCACCGGCCAGGCGCGCACGGCGCCGGGCGGUCAGCACCAGCAGCAGCGCACACCGGCGCGGGGCGGUGCCGGCGCCGGAGAGGCUGGCGCGCGCAAGACGCACUCCGUGCAGCCGUUCGCGCCUCAGCCGGCGCUUGGGCAGCAGUUGCAGCCGAUGCGGCAGUGAGGAGCUGGGAUGAUUGGCAGUAGCGGAUGUGUGGCAGUCAGGGUGCUUGUGGCGCGGCCGAGGAAAGUUGACAGUUGAGGAGCCAGAGUGUGGCGAUGUGCGCACCCGCGAGUGGCUGGCUGCUUGACUGACUCUGAGAUGGCUUGUUGAGUGUCCUGCGGGGCUAUAGCCAGCGUAAUGCUGGGCUCUCUUCUGUAUUUCUUAACGAAUUGAACCCGACUUCCUUAUUGUUUUCUGGACCGUGCUUGCCUCCGCUCUGCUGGGCAGCGGAGGCGGCACUGGGACACAGGACGCAACCUUUUUUGUUAUUUGACACCGGUAUCGGUUAGGUCAAUUGUUUGCUGUUUCAAGAGGAGUCCACAGACACAAACAAAAAUUGAUGCACGCAUCAAUCAUAGGCAUGGUAGAUCUGGUGUUAGGUAGCUGGGGCGGGUGCGGAGGUUGGCGGUGGCAGGGGUGCGGCCGGGUGCUCUGGGGCGCGGCCCAAAGGCCAGCCCGGGUGCUGCGGGUGCUGUGCCACUCAACAGCACUGUUUAGCGCGUGCUGCUUUGGCCCCAGCGGCGGGGCUGGAGGUGCUACCGCUGCGGGGCGCUGCUCGGCAUAGGUGGCAGCGGGUAGCGACGCAUCUCGCUGGGCCGGGGCCGUUGGCAUUGUGCGGCAGCUUGGUGGCGGCGGCGGGGACGGGCGGCGGAUGGCCGCACUGCCGAUACCGCGUCUGGCGCGGCAGUAGCGGCGUUGGUGUUGCGGGUGCGAAGGCGGAGCCACGGGGGGUGUAGGUUGAGGCGAAGGAGAUGCAUGGCCGAAGGCUGGGUGAUAGUGGGGAUCGAGUAGGGCCACAUGGGGUGGGUAAGAUGCAAUCAGUGGUCGUCAAGGAGCCGCUUGAAGAUGCGGGCCAUGGUUAGAAGGGGCAACGUUCAUUAGCACGUAAACUUGCAAAUAGCAACUAGUGUAGCAAUUAGAGCAGCGGUGGGUAUGUGUGUGCACGGUGUAGCGAAGACUAGCAGGGCGGUGAAUUGUGGACUGGAUGUACAGAGAGACGAUAGGGACGGCAGGCAUGAACUGGGCUGACAAGGCCUGGCCAAGGAGUGAAUGUUAAGGAUUUGCGCGUCGAAACGAGGGGUAGUCAUGUUCUCACAAAAGGGCCGUGUUCACAAGUUUUAUUGCCAAUACUUUUGGAGGUCAAGUACGAGCGGGUGCCCCUGUGGGACCACUAAACGGUCGGGGUCCAUUGCCGCUGGUGAUCACGCUGGCAGAAUCCUGUAAUGCCUGGAGCAA
Chlamydomonas reinhardtii is the source of this 2239-nucleotide messenger RNA. RefSeq lists its product as uncharacterized. NCBI's taxonomy places the organism in Eukaryota, Viridiplantae, Chlorophyta, Chlorophyceae, Chlamydomonadales, Chlamydomonadaceae. Bases 80 to 964 code for a protein of 294 amino acids. The record is from RefSeq and is a predicted model, not a curated record. The transcript has 5 exons.